ACUAGUGCUGGUAUUAUUGGGCCACCUUCGAUCGUCGUGUAGUAUAGCCUCAUCCCGUAAUUUAUUAUCACCAUAUUAAUUCAGCUUCCAUCCGCACCCUAAAUCAGACACUAGCUCUUGGUUCUCACAUUUGGUUGAGGUAAAAUGCCAGAGUGGUAUAUGGAAAAGUUGACCCAGUAAUCAGAUCCAAAUACUGAACUAACUUCAUGAACUCAGUUUUUAUUUUUAUGCAAACUUGCAUAUUCAAUAACUGUAAAAUUGUAUUAUUGCCUAAUGAUUUUGAAUCUAAAUCCUGAAAUCCAAUUUUCUAAUCAUAUUUUCCUUUUGUACAGUCAUCAUGAAUGAUAAUUUCUGUAUGAAUAUAAGUUUUCAUUUACCCAUUUUUUUUAUUUUAUAAUUGAUUGCAGUAACUAAGGAAGUUAUUUAACAAUUCAUUAAAUAAUAAUUAUACUAUGUGGUAUUUGGACUUGCAAUAUUUAGUUGACAAAAUCCUUUAUAGAUUGAAAUUACUGAAUUCAGAAAUUUUUAUAGUGUGACCCAAAAUACUGAAAUAAAACAGGACCCAUGUAUUACGGCCUGCAGGUUGGAUCUGGCCCCCCAAAGUGUUUCAUCUGGCCAACCUGUGUCAGCUGAAAUUAUGACUAUAUUUUAUGCAUAAAAAUUUGCAUUGGAAAUAUUGAUGAAAAUAAUGCCAUAAUGUCCCCGAUUAUUAUUGUAUAAACGUUGUUGGACUAGCUCUUGUAAAUAGACUGUUUUUUAUUCAUAAUUUUUCAUAUUGAGGUUCAAGCCUCCGGCCCAUUAACCAAGUCUAUUAUCUGUAACUGGCCCGCACUGACACAGAAAAGUAAUUGCCCAUCCCUGGGUUAAAGUUAGCAAACUAAGGGUAACAAUCUUAAAAGCACCACAUUUUCAAACUCAAAGAAAUCAUAGUAUAGUCUUCUUUUAUUUUUAAUAUUUUUCAAAUAUGUUAUAAUUUACCCAUAUCUGAAUCGAUGUUAUCAUCCCAGGUUAACUAUCGCCUGAUAUGCUCAGUUCGCUGUGGUGUUAGUUCUUAAUAAAUUGCAAGUAUUUAGAUAUAUUUUCUGGGCCUAAUAUUCUUGUCUCUUGUUUUUUGUCUCUUGUUCUCUAUGGUAAUUAUAUUAUUCAUGGUGCAUGCACUUCAUUAGUAUUACAAUUAAAGACUGUAAAAUGACUCUUGAAUGCUGAGUGAAUCAUUUCAACAUAGCAGACAAAUAGGUUUUUCUGCAUUUUUCUCACGGUUUUAGGAACAAAAGAGCUAAUUUCUGAAAGAUAUACAAACAAAUAAAGAUGAGUAGAAAUGUAAAAUCAAGCAAAAUAUUUUUGACUGAUUCCAGAAUAUCUGAAGAUGGGAGUCUUCUCAUUUGCGGACAAUAUUCGAAGGAUGAAGAUGAAAUCAAUAACCUAAUGGAAAGCAUAAAAUCUGAAACUGCCUCAUUCAAGCCCAUCACCAAUGCAGAGCUUGGAAACCCAUGUUUAGCUUUGUUUGCUGAGGAUGGACAAUUGUAUCGAGGAAAAUUAAUUUCUAAGGCCAGCGACUCAUAUUUAGUGGAAUUCAUUGAUUACGGAAACAUUCAAAGAACAAAGAUCGAAGACCUAUGGCAACUACCUGAACACUUUCAAAAAAUAGAUCGGAAGUCUUGUGUAUUCAAGCUUUGUAUCGCUGGAACAUCCGUUAAAUCUGCUGCAUUGUGGACACCGAUUAUCCCAUCUGUCAUUCAGGAAGAAUAUCUUUAUUCAGAAAUUGAAAUUGAAGAAAGUGUCGACAUCGAUGGUUCAAUAUUAUGCCAGUCUAUUGAUGCAUUUCUGAGAAAUAAAAAGCUUAUUGAUGAUGAACAGCAGUAUCCAUUCAAUUUAUGCUCUGUCGGAAGUAAAUUUGAUGCUUAUGUAGUUCACUCCUCUGCAGAAGGACACAUACAAAUUCAGCUAAAAGCAACUGAAAAAGAUUUGAAUGCAUUGAUGGACGAUAUUGCCACGUUUUAUACAUCUGCAACACUCACUGACUUGGUACUACAGCCAGAAUCAAUUUCUAUUGGGUCUUUAGUUUGUGCUGUAUAUAGUGUUGAUGGAGGGUUCUAUAGGGGUCAGGUUAGAAAGAUUGAUCGAGACAAAUGCUUUAUUUAUUUUAUAGACUAUGGUGGCGUAGAAGAAAAAUCCAUCAAUAAUUUGUUUAAAUUACCUGACAACCUAUGCAGUUUACCUUAUCAGGCAAUAGACUGCAAAUUUGAUGGAAUUGUCUUCUCAACAUCUUUUGCAAUGGAUAAAAUCUGUGAAACGAUCACCACUUUUGCUGAGGAUAAGAUCUUUUCUGUGACAGUGAAACAAUGUUUGACUGCUCACACCUUGCUCGUGGACAUGCAUGACCAUGCCACUGGAAAAGACUUUGCGGAACAUUUGAUAGAAAAUGGUCUCUCAUCAUCAAAAAUUGUAAAUCAAAAUGUACCUAAUCAUAAAACUUAUCAUGUUGGGGAAAAAGCCAAUAUGCUUAUGACUUGGUUGGAAACAGAUGGUACAUUUUUCUGCUAUAAUGUUUUAAGUGAUGAUCUUCUGAGUGAGCAGCUGAAUUCUCUGUAUAAAGAAUGUUCGAGUGGAACAGUUCCAGUCUUGAAAUGCCCUUCUAUAGGAAAUUUGUGCUGUGCGCCAUACUUAGAAGAUGGAAAUUGGUACCGAGCAUGCAUACUGAAGUUGUCUGAUAACAUUGCAACUGUGCGCUUCGUCGACUAUGGCAACACACAAACUUGUGACGUUACUUCGAUUUUGGAACUUAGCGAUCAAUUCCGUAAAAUGCCAAUACAAGGGAUUCAUUGUUUGUUGUCAUCAAAUCUUGACAAUAAUGAUUUGAUUCAUGCACUGUCUGUACUCAGAGAUCAGGAAGUUGUUGUUGAGUUUGUCAAUGUAGAUAUCGAGCCUUAUGCAGUCUGCCUUUAUCACAACGGUAGCAUUGUUGGCCUAAGAACUACAUCUCCAGAUCUUGAAAGAUCCACGCAAUUAUAUCCAAUGACAAUAUUGCCGAAGGAUGCAAACAUUUACAAACAUCAUACUCUAACAAUAGGUGCAAAAAAGGAUAUCAUUCUCAGAGAGACAAACAAUCUCAAAUCGCUUUGGUGUGUUUUAACAGAAAGUCAUGCAGAUUUACAAAAUUUAACAAAUGAAAUAAACGAAAUGUACAAUAGUGUGAUAGAAGGAACGUACGACUUGAACCCCGCACAAUCAGAUUAUGGUGGUCCGUGUGUAACUCAAGAUCCAAAGGAUGGUAUGUGGUAUCGGUCUAAACUACUAUCUAUCACUGGUCCAAACGAAUGCAAAGUACUUUAUGUUGAUUGUGGAAGAACAGAAAUUGUUUUGAAAAACAGUGUCAAAAUCAUUAGUGAGGGUCUACUGAAAUUGCCUGUUUUUGCACUCAGAUUUACACUCACUUCUAUACUAUCAAUGAGUGGAGUCCCAUUACCUGUAGAUCAAUGGCGGAUGUUAUUGCAGCAAGGUAAAAAUAAAUCAUUUGCUGGUGUUUUCACUGAUUAUGAUGUUGAAAAAGAUUUGUACUUCGUUGCUCUUCAUGAUAUAGCUGGCCAUUUCAAAGCAAAAGCAACUGGUUCAGAUGUCAAAGUUCAACUCCUGAAUGUGCCCCUCAAUGUCGAAGUUCCCAUUCGGAUAACUUCUGUGGAAAACCCUGGGUGCAUAUGGGUUCAGCUUUUGGAUUACCAGGCUAAUUUGAUUGUUCUAACUGGAAGGCUUAAUGCUUAUUACAAUGAGCUGCCUAAUCACGCUCUAAUUCUUGAGAAUAUAUAUCCAGGACAGAUAUGUUGCAUGAAAUCGUCCAAGACAAAGAAUUGGUGCAGAGGGGAAAUAGCAUUCAUGUAUGAUGAUGUGAUAGAAGUGAAGUUUUUUGAUUUUGGAUAUGUGGAAUCUGCUCAUUUAUCGGAUGCAAAGACCUUAAUGCCUGACUUUUUAUCUCUACCUUGUCAAGCAGUUUGUUGUUGCAUCCAUAAUCUUAGACCAAACAGUCAAAAGUGGUGUAAUGGAAGUGUGAGAUACCUGAAAGAGUUUGUGGCAAAAACAGGGGUCAGUGCAAAAUUUGUAGACCUGAAAAUGAAUGUGUAUGCAGCUUCAAUUCUUGUUUCAACCAAAGAUGAGAAUAUUCUUCUGGGCAGCAGAUUAGUAUCUAAAGGACUGGCGUCAUGGGCUGAUUCAAAUGCGGAAUUGGAAGGUGAGACACCAUUGAGAAUUCCAUCACCCCAAGUCCUACCUCAAUCUGCACAUGUAUUCUUCGGUCAUCCAGGCAUUUCUCUCAUUGGCGCUCAGUUCCCCGUCAUUGUAUGUGAACCAGCAGUGCCAAAUGAUUUCUUUGUUUUACCAGCUAAUUCAGAAGUCAAAGUAACAUAUGCUAAACUCAGAAGAGAAUUGAGACCUUAUGCUCAAUUAGACUCACCUAUUCAAACCAACAUGUACGUGGGAAUGCCUUGUGUAUGCGUUUUGAGAUCUGAUUGCUUCAGGGCUGCUGUGGUGUCAAAUGAUGAUCCACAAAAUCCAGUCGUAUUUUUGGUUGACUAUGGUGAGAAAAAACAAGUUCCGAUUGAUUGCCUCAAGUCCAUAUCACCUAUACACAUAACAUGUAUACCACCUGUUGCAAUACGUUGCACAUUACAUGGAAUAUUAGAACCUGAAAAUGAGUUUUGGUCGAGUAAAGCUCUUUUGCUAUUUUCCAAGUUUUGCAAGGAAAACAAGAGAGAUCUUGUUUGUACUAUAUAUGGUUGUGUAACGGACGGCGUUUCUCAGUUUUUCAUGGUUAAAUUCCAAACACCUUUUCAAGAUAUUGCGUCCGAUCUUGUAAAAUCUGCAAACUGUACAAUGUUAGAUCCAAUAGGAAACAUGUUUCCUCCCUUUGCAUUGAAGUCAUUUGUUUAUUCAAGUCUCGGAGCAGGAAUAGGAAAAGAAGAUCAAUUCUAUGUCACGCAUGUUGAAAGAUCUGACCUAUUUUAUUGCCAACUCUCGAGUAAAUUUGAGGAAAUAGAUGGCUUUAUGGAUAGAGUUCAAAAUUACUGUUCGAAGUAUAAACAGAAAAAGAUUGUUACUGUCAAGGAUUUGGAGUUUUCUCCUCUUUGUUUGGUUCUUUACGAAGAUGGCAAAUGGUACAGAGCUCAUUAUAAUUCAAAUUCAAUACAUUCGCCCAAAGACACUGUAGCUGAGGUUAUAUUUGUUGACUAUGGUAACAUAUUUGUGACUCCUUUGUCAAAUAUUAUCUUAUGUGAGAAAGAUUCUGGUCUCUCUGAUGUAUCGAUAUUUGCCUUAGCAUGCUGCUUAUCUGAGAUAAUCACUUCAAACUCUGAUUUGGCAAUAUCUAAUGAUAUAUUCAUCAGAAUGAAGGAAAAAUUGGAAAGGAGGCAGCUUUCCGGGAUUGUUACCGGAAGUACAAAUGGUAGAUUACAUCUGGACUUUUUUGUGAAUCAACAGAGACUCAAUGAAAUGAUUAUAACUGGGAAUGUGAGUCCGAUUACUUUACCAGCAAAAGAUGAGAAAUUCAGAAGAGAACCAUCUCUGAAAGGAAAAUUCAAAGAUAUACCUGCAAUCGAACCUAAAACUGUUCAUUCAGUAUAUAUAUCACAGGUGAAAAAUCCCAACUAUAUCCAUGUUCGACUUGCUGAAUAUGAGGAGCAGUUUAAAGAAUGUAUGUCGGAAGUUGAUGGCUUUUAUACUGCAGUGCGAAGACAAGAUUAUUCUGUGCAGCAUAUUCAAAAUGGAAAUGUAAUUUGUGCAAAACAUCCUUUGACUUUGCGAUGGUGUAGGGGUAUUGUUAUUGACUGUGUUUCAAAGGAACCUGAUGAAGCUCUUGUGGAGUUUGUUGACAUCGGAGAGCAGGAAUUUGUAUCGAUAGAAGACAACAUCAAGAGACUUGUCCCUGGUAUGCUGCAUUGGCCCAGAUUGACUAUAAAAUGUCAACUUGCCAAUGUGCUACCAGUAGGAAAGUCCUGGGACCCUGAAAGUACAGAGUUCUUUUUGCGUACAGUUCAAUAUGUUAAUUGCCGAAUUCGCUUCAAUGCUUAUGAUGUUACUAAUCGAACCUGGGCUAUUGAUAUAAAGAUUGAAGGCCAGAAUGUGGCCCAUAUGCUUGUUGAGAACAAUUUCGCCAAAUGUGUUAAAGUCCCAUCAAGCCAAGCAAGUGGAUGUUCAGAAUAUGUCAAAACGAAGAAAAUUAAUUCAUGGCCACAGGGUACUGCUCGCAAAGUUUAUAUAAGUCAUGUAGAAUCAAUAAAUCAAGUAUAUCUUCAGCCUGUUGAAUCUGAAGCUGCUCUGAAUACCUUGAUGAAUAAACUGAAUGAUUCAUCUCUUGUUAUGAAAAAUGUGGCAAACAGGCAACUGCGCCUUGAUAUUAGCUAUGCAGCAAAAUUCAAUGAGGAUAAACAAUACUAUCGUGCAAAUCUUUUAUCCCUUCCUGAUCUUAAAAAACCUGAUUCAAUUCAUGUGAUUUACACUGAUUAUGGAAAUGAAGGAUUUGUGAAAAUAGAGGAUUUUCGUCAUUUACCAAAAGAGUUUACAAUUCUUCCAGAGCAAGCAAUUAAAUGCAAUGUCAAACAUCCAGUUGGCAUCGACAAGGAGGUGCUGACAGCAAAACUUGAAAGUUUGGCUGGCGAUGAAAAUUCUUCCAUUUCUGCUGAGUGUGUCAAGAUAGAAUCAUUGACUUUUCUUGUUGAUCUCACUAUAGUUGAUACAAAUCAAAAGAGGACUAAGUUUUUGGAAUUUUUUGCUAGAACUGAACCAUCUGCUGAAGCAUCACUGCAGUAUACGAAAAUUGAUGUAAAAACCAACAUACAGACAAAGGUUUAUGUUGCUCAGAUAGAUAACCCACAGCGGAUAUGGAUUCAACUCUCAUCUAAUGCUCCGGAUUUAGAUAAAAUUAUGAGUGAAAUUGACGUUUUCUGUAAUACUAAUUCAACCAAACUAACAGAAUUUCAAACUAGUACUCCAUGCUUAGCUAAGUACUCUGCUGACGAUGGCUGGUACCGAGGAAUGAUUCAAGAUUACAAUAAAACUCUGGGAUCUGCAACUAUACAUUUUGUUGAUUAUGGCAACACUGAAGCAGUUAAAUUGGGCAACCUGAAGCCUAUGAAUAUACAAUUCAUAAAGCUUCCUGUGCAAGCAAUCCUUUGUAAACUUCGCAACAUGAUUGGACUCGAUUAUUGGACAACAAAUGACACUGAUGAUUUUGUUGAUCGUGUCAGUGAUGUUCAGCUAACGGCAUUAUUUCAUCUUGCAACUGGAAAAACCAGUGGAAAAUUUGUGUCAAAUGUUUACGAUGUGGACCUGAUAUAUCCAUGUGGAAAAUCACUAAAUACAGAAUGGAAUGAAACUUUGAAAGAUCGUACUAUUAAUCUUACAACUGAUGCUUCAAGGAUGUCGGAAGGUGCAGGUGAUAGCUUAAUUAAUACAAAAAACACGAUUAGUUUACAUGAUUCGGAAAACCAUAUUGUCACUGAUAGGGGUGAUCAUGUCAUUGUGGAAAAUCUUGUUCCUCAAACUGCAAGCAUCGACUUUGAUACAUCAACUUAUCUUAAAACACCAAAUAUAGUCUCUGACUUAGAGUCUUUGUUUAUGGAAUCCGGAGCUAUUGAAAAUGGAUUUAUCAGUCAUUGUAAUGAUCCUGGCCAUUUUUAUGUACAAUUAGCCAAACACGUUUCAGAUCUUGAUCAAAUUUAUAUGAAUACCGCGCAGAAUACUUCACAAGAAUCUGUAGAAGUUGGAAUUGGAAGAUAUUGUAUUGCUAAAAGUCCUGAUGAUGAUGAGUGGUAUCGUGCUAAAUGUGUGGAUAUCCGUGAUGAAAAGUUUAUUGUCCAAUUCAUUGAUUAUGGAAAUACUGCUACUAUUGAUUCAAAUAAUCUAAAACCAAUGUCUGACGUAUUAAAAUGUUUUCCUAUACAAGCAAUAGAAUGCAAAUUGCAUGGUGUAAUACCAGUACAAACUGGAUGGGACUCUGUAACAGAUUCAUUUUUGGAUUUAACUUUGGACAAGGACUUAAAGAUUGAGUUCAUCAAGCAAACUCAAACUGGAAUAUGGUUUGUGAAAUUGAAUUUUGAAGGACUUGAUAUCGGUGAAAAACUUUUGAAGGAAAACGAUGGCAAAUUGGUUUCAAGCUGUAGUGCAAAGACUAGUUUGGAAGGUAAUUCUCAAACUUACCAGCUUCAAGUUGGAUGUAUUUUGUGUGCUAAGGUGGUUGACAUUGACAUCUCUGGAAAUUUCACAGGAUUCCUGCUGAAUAUUUCUACCCAUAAACUGGUUACGGAAUUGAAAAAUUUUGUGAAAACAAUUAAAGAUGAUGGUGGAUAUGUAUCUAUUCGAUUUGAAGAUCUUCACCCAGGGACAGUAUGCAUGUACAAAACAUUUGCAGGUUGUGACUGGCAAUGUGUUAGAAUCAUCAGGGUAGGAUGUGAUGGUAAAGCUAAGGCUUUCGAUAUAUCAAACAAGAGAAAUGUUGAAUUAGACAGUGGUGAAAACAUGUUUAUUGAUGUAACACCAGAAAUAAGAAAAGACAUUGAUAAACUGUUUGUAAAUUGUGUAACUAAAUCUUCUAUGGCUGUUAAGUUGCAUCUGGAAAAUGAUUUGGGAAAAAUUGUUGCAAUUAAUCUUUUAUCUCUGGAUGAAGCUUUAUGUCGAUGGAUUGUUAAAACUUCAUUUCUUAAGGACAAUGUAGAAGAAUCUACAGAUGAGAACACUCUUCAGGUUGAUCCAAUUUUACAAAACGGAACACCGAGUAUUCUUAUAACAAAUACUGAACGAAAGUCAUCUGCUGAAACAAGAAGCAAAACAGGCAAUAAAAGCGAUAUUGGGAACUGGAUAAACGAACACUUUUCAAAAUUGGUCAACUUUUUCAGUUUGGGAGAAGAAUUAUUCCUAGACUGUCCAAGUGCACUCGCUCCUUUACAUGUUGCCAUGUUUAGAUCAAAAUAUGCCAUCGCUUUGCAUUUGACAGAGGAAGAAAAAGCCAGAUUUGAUAUCAAACCCCAGGACGAAAGUCCAAUCAAUGACAGACUGAAAAGAAUCAGUGGAGAAUUAAUGCAAAUUAAUGAGAAUGAUUCUUUGCCUGCAAAGAAAUUAAAACUCGAUAUGAACAAGAAUAAUCCUGGAUUUGGGGGAACAGAAACGGGAAUGUUUUCAGUUGGUAAUAAGUUUGAAGCGAUUAUUUCAAGUGUCGUGCAUCCUGGUCAAUUCUAUGUUCGACCAUUUUUAGUCAUGUCAGAACCUGUUACAUUAGAGCCAACCAGUAAAUUCAAGGAUGUUAAAAAUCGAUUGAAAAAAUUACUGCCAGAUAUGCUUUGCAUUGCCAAAUGUUCAGAUUCCUCAUUUCCUGUACAUCACUGGGUUCGCGCUAUCGUUGAAGAUUGUGAUGGUGAAAACAUAUCAGUGAAAGACAUUGACACUGGUAUAAGGUUUGUCGCUUUAGCUGAAAACGUUUUUCCAAUUGGAGAGAAAGUGGAAUCAUGGCCUUCGUUCUGUAUGCAUUGCUCUCUUGCGGGAAUUCAACCCUGUAAUUCAAGCGGUGAAGGAUGGUCUGACACUGCUAUCAAGAAACUUGACAGUUUGUUGGGAAGCUUAAGCAUGUCUGAUUGCAUAGAAGUACAUAUUGUAUCGAUUGUUUUUAAUCCUGAUUUGUGCCAAGAUAUUUAUGAAGUCGAUGUAUUUUUGAAUGAAAAAUCAGUUGCUGAAACUCUCAUCACUCUUCAAGUUGCGGAAAAAAUACAUUUAAAAUUAGGAGUAGAUAAAGAAAACCAAGUUUGCAGGCUGAAAAAAUCUGAUGAUCUAGACAGAGGAGAGACCAGAAGGCCAUUUACAAUCCUUAUGCCUAAGGGUAUAAAAAGGCAACCAUCUGCCAUUCUGCGAACUCCGAAUUCAUCCGACUCUGUGGGUCACUCUAUGCCAAAUUUCGAUCUUCUCGCAGUACCAUGGAGAGUUAUAAGAACGUCUAUUGAAAGGUAUUCUUCUGGGAGUCUCUCAGACAGUGUAUUUGUUUCUGAUGUAGAAGAUUCCUUUAUUGGAUCUGCAGAACAUCCACCUAUUGUUAAACAACAAACUCAUUUGACAUCUUUCAAAAUUUACUGCAGUACUAUAUCAUCUGAAAGUCCAGACGAAGGAGAGACAACUUUGGCUGCAGAUUCGAUAGAAAAUAUCUUGAUUUCCAACAUAAGAACAGAAAUAUCUGAAGCUAGUGUUUCGUCGUCACUAUUGAACCUUCUCACUCCAGCGACUGCUACAUCUUCUGAACAAAAUGAUAAUAAAAUAACAGGUCAAAAUAUUGAAUCUCAAGAUGUUUUUGAAAUGAAGUUAAAAGAGGUGGCUCGUCAAGUUGUUGAAGAAGUUUUUCAGACAAUUGAAACAGAAGAUGAUAUCGGAAAUACCAUAUCGGAAAUACUAGAUCCAGAAGAACUUACUAAAAUGCAGAAAGAGAAUCUUCGUAACCCUAGCUCAUACCAUGUUCAAGAGCUGGCUGAAGCCAAACAAGAAGAAGAAAUCAUACAUGCAAUGGAAAGUCUUGUUCUUACUGAAAUGCCGUCACAAUCUAUAGACGUUGUAGACAGUUUUACACAUCAAAAUAAUCAACCAGAAAGCAAUUUUGAUUCAGAGACUGGUAGUAAAGAGCAGAAUGUGUCAGUUCCUUUAAAGCCUGAAAUAAAAGACCAAGAAAUUAAAGAAGUACAGGAAUGUAUUUCAAUUGACAUAAACAACAUUAUUGACGAAAACCUAGAAUUGGUUAGGGAUGAUACUGACAAUGCUGUUGUUGGUGAUGUUGAUCUUUGUGAGAUUCCUAAUCCAAAUGUAGACGUAGCUGAAAUGAAUUCUCAAGAACCCGGUCAACAGCUUUAUCCAGUCGAAGAGCUGGAUGCCGAUAAAAUUGAAUUGCCAAGUUCUGGUGAAAAUACAAUUGACGAGGAUUUUGCACAUAAGAGGGAAGAAGUAGAUGACCUAUCAUGUGAGAUGCCGAACCCAGAUCAAAUUGAAUCAAAGACUCCUCAACAAGAUAUGAUGCAAAAUGCCACUGACAAAACUGGUUUCAUGCCUGAAAAUGGCUCCUAUGUUCUGUCAAUGGUAGAACAUUUUGAAAAGCAACAAGAACAAACCGCUAACCAAGAAGAAUGUUAUUCUGAUUUACCAAAAUCUGAUGUGGAAGACCCUAUCAAUCCUGAUUUCAAGUCGAAUAUAGAAGAUCAUGAUUUCUUGAAAGAGGACAUUGACAAAAAUGAGAAAUCAACCGAAGUAAAGGAUAAUAUUUUUGAUGAGAUUAAGGAUGAAGAAGAUGUAGAAAAUGAUAUUAAAGCAUCAGUUGACCAAUGCUCGUAUCCUCAUGCAAAUCAAAGAUUUUACAUCUGUUGUUUACCUAAAAUGCAACUAGAAGUUGGUGAUCCCUAUCCAGUCGCUUACUUGAGUUCGAAAGAUCCUCACAACAUACAACUCCAAUUUGAUAUGGGUACAGAUUCAGACGAAUGGAGAAGCACAUUGUGCAAAAUAAAUGAUGCUAAACAUGUGAAUGAAUUAGUUAAACUUGAUUCAUGGGAAACCGACAUGAUGUGUCUUGUACAAUGUCCUUCCGAUGGAUCGUGGGAUCGAGGUCGAAUUGUAUCAACAGAAAAUGAUGAGAAGUAUAUUGUUGAAUUGGUUGAUUAUGCCGAUGUAAUGACGGCAACAAUUGAUCAACUCCGAGAAAUACCGGAAAGUUUGUGUCUUUAUCCAAGACAAACUGUUCAAUGUAGUCUGGGAGGAAUCACUAUGAGAGAAGAAAAAUCUGAAGUUGGAUCUUGGAGUUCAGAUGUUAAUCAAUAUUUGAAUGAUCUUUUGUUUUGCAAUACUUUAAAAGCUGAGGUAUUACAAGUAAACGAAAGCACGACAGAAGAAUGUUAUACAAUUCAACUCUUUGUCUUGGAUGAUAAUAGUGUGGAAAUCGAUGUUGCUAAAGCUUUGAUCGAUGCAAACUUGGCUCAAAAGUUGCAGAAAGAUGAAGAAAAGAAAGGUGAUGAUGAAUGGUCCACGAUGACCGAUUCAGCUUGGGAAACCCUUUUGAAUCCAGAUUUCAGUAGCACUGACCAGUUACAUAGCAGUAACGUUGAUCUAUCAAGCAUGGAUGAUCCUUAUCCUGAUCAAAAUGAAGCUGGAGAUUCCUUGGAAAUUACUCCUGAAAAAACUGAAGAAGAAAAAUCUCCCACAGAUGAAGAAGUUCAUAAAGUUGCUCACGAUAUAAAAACGAAAGUUCUUGCUGGAGCUCUUAUCAUAGCUCAAAUAGAAGAUAAUAAUUCUCUUGGUGAUAAAUUUUCUGGUGGAAAGAAAAGAAGAAAAUCGAAAGAUAUUUACAUUGAUUUGGAAAAAAUUCCACAAAUUUUGGUUGAAGCAUAUGAAUCUACUGAAAUUGACUAAAAACAUUGAACUGUUUUCGUUUCAUUUACACUGUACGAUGUACAGAAACAUUGUAUAAUUUGUCCCCAUCAUGACAAUGCAACUCGAAAACCUAAAGGUAUAACUGGACACAACCUACCUCUAAAAAUUUUUGUACCACUAAAUGAUGCCGUAUUCUACAAUCGUAAAAAAAAACGGUUCAAUAUUCAACACUUGUUACCUUAAGAAUCGUGCUAAAUGUGAGACUGUCUCCCAAAUAAUUGUGAUUCAUCAUGUGCCUAUUAAACCCACCAUGACAAUUGUUCCAUUGUUUGUAUAUGAAGUUUUGAGUUAUUCUUUUUCAUUGUAAACGCAUGUUCUUGCCUAUUCACUUUCCCACUGUUUCCUUGAUCAUGAGUUAUUGUAUGUGACUUGCUCAAACUUUGUUCCAAAUAUGCUGAAUCAUUGGCUCAUUCAAGCAUCCAUAGGCAAAGUGUUCUUCAAGUGCUGAACCAUGAAUUCAUUUGCAGCUUACCUGUUGCAUCGUCAAGUUCCUCAUUAUAACAACCAAUGGAUUUGGCUGGAAGCCGAUUCUGAUUCAUUUCAAAAUUUUCACCCAUUUUUGUUUAAAGUACAUCACUGUUUUUCGUGGAUUGGUUUUGGAUAUUUAUUUCUUUAAUUGGACAAACUCUUGUACAUAAGAAUCCUGAAUUGUCAAUUUACUGGAUUGUUUUUCGUUUCUUUGUUAUCACCAAAUAUAAAAAUUUCUCUGCACAAUA
Messenger RNA from Styela clava, 13145 nucleotides. The record is from RefSeq and is a predicted model, not a curated record. NCBI's taxonomy places the organism in Eukaryota, Metazoa, Chordata, Ascidiacea, Stolidobranchia, Styelidae.